This is a messenger RNA of Pistacia vera, 1999 nucleotides long. Its product is annotated as growth-regulating factor 8. NCBI's taxonomy places the organism in Eukaryota, Viridiplantae, Streptophyta, Magnoliopsida, Sapindales, Anacardiaceae. Gene Ontology annotation, molecular function: ATP binding. Gene Ontology annotation, cellular component: nucleus. Gene Ontology annotation, biological process: DNA-templated transcription; regulation of DNA-templated transcription; developmental process. The coding region runs from base 213 to 1781 and encodes 522 amino acids. The transcript has 4 exons. The record is from RefSeq and is a predicted model, not a curated record.
UGUUGGAAGCUUAGGAAGCAAACUCCAAACGCAUGGCUCAAAAUGGCGGCACCGCUAGCUACAUCCAUACCCACAUAACCCAUUUUAUCUAAAAUCAAACACAAAGAAAAAGAGAGAGAGUUUUUUUUUUGUUAAAGAACUAGCAGUGAAAUUUAAGAAUCGGUUGUUUUUUCAUUGUUGAUGGGAAAGUUGUUGUCCUUUUGAGGAAAUAAAUGGGAACAAGAAGUGAGUUUGUGGGUAGAAAGAAAGGAGUAGUGAGAGAGUGUGGGUCGGGUUUGAGGAUGCAAGAAAAGCAAAGUGAUGGAAGUAAGAGAUUGAUGGUGUUUGAUGAUGAUAAGUUAUUAUCUUCUUCUUCUGCUGCUUCUUGUUGUGAGAGCUCUAUUACUAGUGGUGGUUUUGUGGGUGGUGGUGGUAGUGGUAGUGGUAGGCCCUUGUUUUGUAACACAAGCAACCAAGUUGCUUGUAUGAGCGAUAUAUACGAUGUUGUCGGUGUUGCUUCUGCUUCUGGAUCUGCUACUAAUACUGCAACUGCACUAUUCCUGCCCAAAUCUCUAAACUCGUCUAACUUUGACUCUUCAUUUUCUUUCAAUUCCUCAGUGGGAGAAAUGGCAGCUUCUGUGAAUGUGAGACUACCUUUUACUGCUGCUCAGUUGCAAGAACUUGAGAGGCAGACCACGAUAUUCAAGUACAUGAUGGCUUCAAUACCUGUCCCUAAUGAACUUCUCUUCGCCAUUACCAAAACCCCAUCAAUUCUUCCUCCUCCACACUCCAAUAUGGUACGAGCUUCAAUGGAGUUGGGGGUUAUGAGCCAUAAUAGCUCGGAUCCGGAGCCAUGGAGGUGCAGAAGAACAGAUGGGAAGAAAUGGAGGUGCUCUAGGGACGUGAUUCCUGAUCAAAAGUACUGUGAACGCCAUUCUCACAAGAGCCGUCCCCGUUCAAGAAAGCCUGUGGAAUUACCAGCUCACCAAAUCAACAAGAACGAUAAUAUUGUCACACAGUCUUUGAACCUUGCAUCAAACACCAUCAACAGGCCUUAUCAAACGUCUCAUCUUCUUAACCAGACCAUGGGCUUAUCUGCAUUAUCCAGUGAUCAACAACCCAGGUGCUUGGAGUGGUUCAUGAAAGGUGAGACCAUUCCUGUUGCUAAUAAUUCCAACCAGGAAUGGCCGCAAAUGUUGCAGUCCAAGUUAGAAUCUAAGAGAGACAGCACCAUGGGUUACGCAGAGCACCUGUUCAACUCAAAUUCAUACAUCAAUUUUGGUGGUAACAGUAGUGUGCUGCAAGCUCAGGGGCUACAUGACCAGUACAACCAAUUUUUUAGCCCCAAAUUGGUCUCCCAUCAGACCCCAACACAACAGAUCACUAGACACUUCAUUGAUGCUUGGUCUAUAGGAGAUGGAAAUAUGAGUAAUACGGACGGAAUCAGCAAUAGGAGUCUUGUUUCUUGUAAUGAAAAGCUACCGCAGUCUUCCCUUACAUUAUCAAUGUCUGGUGGAAGUGAAAUUAUUGAAAGAAAUGAAAACGUUGCAAUGAGUACUCUUGGUACCUCAGGCUCAGAAACAGAAAAUGUUGGGACUUCUAGACCCCACUGGAUGAACCAUAUUUCAGGGAUGGGUUCAACACCUGGUGGACCAUUGGCUGAAGCAUUGUGCCUUGGCAUUGCGAGUAGUGCAAAAUCAGAUUCGAAUGAGGCAUCCCCUCAUGAUUGCAGCACUAGCACCACUACCACCAGCAGCAAAAGCUCAUGUGGAGAUGGUGGCCGCCCAGGGACCCAGUUUUAAUAAGGCAAUAUGGGUGGUCUCUUGUCAACCUUUACUUUAAGCUCAUUGUGUAUGUAUUAGUGAACUGGUUAAUUUUGACUGAAUGAGUUGAAUUUGAUUAGCUAAACCAGAGCUGACUACAAUUCCAUAAAAAAAAAUUCGUGAACUUUGUUAUUUUGGCAGUUGGUUGGUCAGUCUACUGCAUAAAGAAGUGUUUCUAAUUAAUUGCAAAUUUUUCC